Cucurbita pepo subsp. pepo (vegetable marrow) is the source of this 1232-nucleotide messenger RNA. RefSeq lists its product as uncharacterized. Gene Ontology annotation, cellular component: membrane. NCBI's taxonomy places the organism in Eukaryota, Viridiplantae, Streptophyta, Magnoliopsida, Cucurbitales, Cucurbitaceae. The record is from RefSeq and is a predicted model, not a curated record. Gene Ontology annotation, biological process: vesicle-mediated transport.
AUUGAGAAUUUGUUCUGACCAUAAUAUGGGCCGUUGCUGUUUCCCUUCGUCGCGAAGGCUUCUUCCUCACCAUUUUCUUCCAGAAAAACAUGCCAAAAUCGUUUGAUUCCUGGGGGAUAUCAAUUCCACAACCCAAUUUCUGCUCCCAAAUCAGAGCAAAUCCUGAAAUUUUCUCGAUUUUUUGAGCUUCGAAUUGAAAGAAAGCGAUGCUGAAAACGGCGCAGGGAUGGUUCACGCAAGGGGAUAGUAGUGGGAGUGAUGAUCAGGUCAAACCGUCCUCUUCGUUGCUCGCCAGUUGGAAUUCUUACGCAGAAUCACAAGCUGCCGAUGAUAGCAUCUCCAAUUCGAGAAUCGGUUUCGAUCUCGAAAGUGCUGUUAGGUCAGCGAAUGAAACCGUUUCGGGAACUUUUAGCGUGGUUUCUAAAGGAGUAAGAGAACUUCCUGGGAACCUCCAAUCUGCCACUAGCAAUGUUCCCUCAGGAAAAGCCCUGAUGUAUUUUGGUUUGUUUCUAGCAACUGGGGUUUUCUUUAUUUUCAUUGCGUUUGCAUUGUUCCUCCCCAUCAUGGUUCUUGUGCCUCAUAAGUUUGCUAUCUGCUUUACCCUUGGGUGUUGCUUCAUCAUUGGAUCCUUCUUUGCACUCAAGGGUCCUAAGAAUCAGCUUGCACAUAUGUUCUCAAAAGAGAGACUUCCUUUUACGGUGAUCUUUAUUGGAUGUAUGUUUGGCACCUUGUACGUUUCCAUGGGGCUCCACAGCUAUAUUCUCUCUGUUAUCUUCUCUGUAUUACAGGUUCUUGCACUUGCAUACUAUGCUGUUUCAUAUUUCCCUGGCGGGUCUAUUGGGAUGAAGUUUUUGACAUCCGCCCUUGUGUCUUCGGUUAUGAAAUGUUUCGGUAGUUGAUCUCGACUCCAGCGUGGUAUACGCUAGGUGCACCGCACAUUUCUCUUCUGAUUAGAGAUCUUUGUUAACGUUCGGGAAGUCUGGGAAACGAUCCACAACAUAUUGCUGAGUGUGUAAACUAAAAGUAUUAGCUACAGGCACCAUUUUUUGUGUUCUUCUCUGGUUGUUUCAUCCCCAUCAUCAUAUUGACUGAGCUAUUCAGCAACUGUAGAUGAAGGUGGUGUGAAGGCCUUGGGGCAUUGUUAUUUUCUUCCAUCACAAUUUGAGGCACUAGAGAAUGAAACUAGAUUACUUCAUCCCGCUUCUUUCUUAUUAUAUAAUGUCGUUUUUUUU